Acaromyces ingoldii is the source of this 700-nucleotide messenger RNA. RefSeq lists its product as hypothetical. Lineage: Eukaryota; Fungi; Basidiomycota; Exobasidiomycetes; Exobasidiales; Cryptobasidiaceae. The transcript has 3 exons. The record is from RefSeq and is a predicted model, not a curated record. The coding region runs from base 37 to 651 and encodes 204 amino acids.
CCACCAUCGCCAAAGACAAGCACCACUCAGUUCACGAUGGCGACGCCCGCUGACUCGGAGAUCUGGAACGACGAGACAAUCUCGAACCUCGUCGCUGCACUGAGCCCAGCGGAGGACCUCAACAAGUGGACGACGCUCGAGGAGCAGCUGCAGGACAUUGACCGCGCCCGCUCCUCGUCAAUCCAAGGCAUAAAUGCACAGGUGCAGGCGCUCUCGUCGACGCUCUCGGCGCUCAAGGAGUCCUCGUCGCGCAUUCGCUCGCGCUCGUGGAAGUCCGAGGCCGCCCAUGCCUCGACGAUGGAGGAGCUCCAGCGGGAAAAGUUUGGCCUCGCAAAGGAGAUCAGCGACGGCGACGAGGCCCUGAUGCGCGUCGAAGCGGAUCUGGCCCGUCUGAGGGAGGAACUCGAGGGUGUGGAUGCCUACGAUGUCGAGGAGAACAGCGCAAUGGACAAGGAAGCGAUCGCAGCGACCUUUUUCCGCAAGCUGGGAUUCGUCCCAUGCUAUGGCAAGGACGACUCCAUCGACACACUCAUGGUUAGGUCAGACGCCAAGAAUCGGACAGUCAUGUUCGACAUCGGCGAGGCCGAGAUGGCGACGCAGGGCGUCUCGCGCUACAUGAAUGCGCAGCUCAUGUGGCAGGCCAGCGAGUGAAUCCCUCACUUCUCUUCUUUGAGUCACUGUAAUACUACCAGCAUACCCC